Cygnus atratus (black swan) is the source of this 6364-nucleotide messenger RNA. RefSeq names its product microtubule associated protein 2 (gene MAP2). Gene Ontology annotation, biological process: neuron projection development; microtubule cytoskeleton organization. NCBI's taxonomy places the organism in Eukaryota, Metazoa, Chordata, Aves, Anseriformes, Anatidae. The record is from RefSeq and is a predicted model, not a curated record. Gene Ontology annotation, molecular function: microtubule binding. Bases 323 to 6223 code for a protein of 1966 amino acids. The transcript has 18 exons. Gene Ontology annotation, cellular component: neuron projection.
GCGGCCCGGCGACAGCCCCGAGAGCGGCGGGGCGGGCUGAGGCGGCGGCGGCGGCGGCGCCUCCUCUCUCAGCCCCUCGGCGUCCCAGUGCCGGCGGCCGCUGUGGCGCUCAGAUUGUGGAAACCUGAACUAACACAUCCUGUGACUGACAACGUGACAACUACACCAAAAGAUUCUCCAGCAUAUAGCCUUGGACGUGACGCACUGAUUGGAAUCGGCUCGUUCACAGGUCGCAAAGGAACAGAGAGUUUUCCUUGUUUAACAACCAGACGCGGCAUCCUGUCAUCCGCUUGAACAGGACAAGCGGUGAAGGAGGGGAGAAAUGGCGGAGGAUAGGAAAGACGAAGCCAAGGCACCGCACUGGACUUCGGGUCAGCUAACAGAGGCUUCUUCACACCCACAUUCACCCGAAAUCAAGGAACAGGGUGGCGCGGGUGCCGGACUGGUCAGAAGUGCCAAUGGGUUUCCCUACCAAGAGGACGAGGAGCCCGGGCUGGGCGGCCGGGAGCAGCCAGGGACGUACGCUCGGACCAAAGAGAACGGGAUCAACGGAGAGCUGUCGGCAGGGGACAGGGAGACCGCAGAAGAAGUGUCUGCGAGGAUAGUACAAGUAGUAACAGCUGAAGCUGUAGCAGUCCUAAAAGGUGAACAGGAAAAAGAAGCCCAGCACAAAGAUCAGCCUGGACCACUACCUAUAGCAGUCGAAGAGUCAGCCAACCUGCCUCCUUCCCCGCCUCCAUCACCAGCUUCUGAGCAAACUGGAGCUCUGGAGGAAGAAGAAGAACCAGUAGAGAGUCCAAUGGCUGUGGAAGCGAAACCUGCUGCUCUUCCUGGGAAGCAAGUGGGGAAAGAGCACGGGCCUGUUGAGCCUUCAGACCAGGCCAAGGGCCUCGGUGAGGGUCAGCCGGAAUCUGGUUUGGAGGCCAAAGUGUGUCACGAAGACAAAGUGCCAAGUGUGGCAUCCAGCAGGGCGAGCGUAACAGUUGUGGCGGAAACGCCUCUGAAAGACACAUCCCCUUCCUUGGCUGAGGAAGCCACGAAGAUGGAAUUCCGUGUCCAGGAGGGCACAUGCCCUUUCACAACAGAACCAUUAGACACAAAACGACAGGAAUCUGGAAAAGACAGUAAGACUGAGCAACCUAAACAUGAUGCCUUAGUUCCACAGCCAGCAAAAACAGAGGAUAAAAAGGAUUCACAGAGCAAAGACAAAGAAAAAACGCCUUCACAUCCAACAGAACAGAUCUCAGAAACUGAUUCACAGAAGAAAGGGGAAGCCAGUUUUGCAGAACCUGCCUCCAAGCUUCCUGGUUUUCAAGAACAAAAGGACUUGCCAUCUGAACUGCCUGAAGGGAGCAAAACAGAAGAAAGGACUGCAGAUGUGCCCUCAUCAUCCAACCAAAUUAUGUCUAUGACAUUUAAAGAUGACCUUAAAGAUCUCCAAGAUCGUGCCAUCAGCCAUGAGGGAAGUUCUCUGAUGCUGUCAGAACCCAAGGCAGAGGCAGCCAAAAGUGAACUACCUUCAGGCCCAUCUCAUGCUGUCCCCCAGGAGCUUCCUCUCAAAGACAGUUACAAAACAAAACAGGAACCCACUGACCAACUGUUUGCCAAAGAUCUCGCUAAAGAUGAACAGAUCCACAGAGACAUGACCCUAGCUCUGCAUGAAGAAGUAGCUGUAGAUGGCCUGAAAACACCAAGCGCCCAGAAAAUCCCUGCAUGGGGGGAGGAAAAGGACAUGACUAAGGAGGAGAGUGAUGAGGAAGAAAGGUAUGACUUCUAUGAUAAAGGGGAGGCUCGAAUAUUAGAUGAUGGCAAAUUUACCACAAAACCUGAAGUUAAGACCCUUUCCCAAGACAAAGCAGACUUUCAAAAGGAUGCUGAAGCUAAAAUGUCAUCUGAUCUUUUCAAAGCAGAAAAAGAAAUGGACCAAAGUGGGCUUCCAGCAACAGUAGACAUGAAAAAAGAUGUGCAGCCAAGCACAGAGGUAUCCCCAGACAAGUUAAGCCCUGAACUGACCCUUGAGAAAACAACAGAGCACCCUGAUACCACACAGUUAUCCCAAACAACAGAGAAGACCCCUGAGGCACAAAGUUUAACCACAGAUAAGGCUUCUUCUCUAGAACCUUCUCAAGAGAAAGAUGUUAAAAAGGAUACCAAGGAUGAUAAGACAAGUGUUUCGGCUACUCAUGAAAUGAAAGCAGAAGUGGAUCGAUCAGGAAUGUCGAAGUAUUUUGAAACCUCUGCACUAAAAGAGGAAGCCUUCAAAGCAGAUGCUCUGAAACAAGGCAGUGAUUACUAUGAGCUAAGUGACACUAAAGAGAGUGCGUAUGAGCCUUAUCAGACUGGUCGUCUAAUACCUGAAGACAAAGAGGAAGAAGAGGAAGAAUUACAGACAGAAUUGGGCCAGCAGCAAGGUAUGUCUGCUCAUGAAAUAGGGUACAGUACCCUGGCUCAGAGCUAUACACCAGACAAAUCUGAAGAACCAAGUUCCCCAACAGAACGAAUGUUCACUAUUGACCCCAAAGUCUAUGGGGACAAACGAGAGCUCCACAGUAAAAAUAAAGAUGACCUAACUCUGAGCAGGAGCUUGGGACUUGGGGGGAGAUCUGCAAUUGAACAGAGAAGUAUGUCUAUUAACCUGCCCAUGUCCUGCCUGGAUUCUAUAGCUCUAGGAUUUAGCUUUGGCCGCGCACAUGAUCUUUCUCCCCUGGCUUCGGAUAUUCUAACCAACACUAGUGGCAGUAUGGAUGAAGGUGAUGACUACUUGCCAGCAACCACGCCAGCAUUAGAGAAGGCCCCUUGCUUCCCCAUUGAUAGUAGAGAGGAAGAUGAGCACAUUGAAGAAGAAAAAGCAAUGGCAGAAGAAAAAGUCCAGCCUGAGACUUCCGUUGAAUCACCUUUCCCAGCCAAAGAUUAUUACAAAAAUGGGGCUGUCUUGGCUCCUGACCUGCCUGAAAUGUUAGACCUUGCAGGGACAAGAUCUAGAUUAGCAUCUGUGAGUGCAGAUGCCGAGGUGGCGCAAAAGAAGUCAGUUCCUUCUGACACUGUUUUGGAAGACAGCAGCGCAGCCCUGCCACCUGUGACAGAUGAAAACCAUGUAACUCUAAAAGCUGAAAGCCAGCUAGAAGACUUGGGCUACUGUGUUUUCAAUAAGUACACAGUCCCACUCCCUUCUCCAGUUCAGGACAGUGAGAAUUUAACAAGCGAAACCUGUCCCUUUUAUGAAGGCACAGAUGAAAAAUUGAGACGCAGCCUAGCUCCUGACCUGUCCUUAAUAGAAGUGAAGCUGGCAGCAGCUGAAAAAUCCAAAGAAGAAUUCCUCAGUGAAAAAGAUUUAGCUCAGCAUGCCGCUGGUGAGUCCGUUCUGGGGAGGGACUUUGAGCAGGAGAAGAAAGAGAAGCUGGAUACUGUGCUAGAAAAAAGUGAAGAUCAAGUUGACUCUAAAGAGGUCUAUCCCAUUAAAGGUACAGAGUCAGAGAGGACAAGACCUGAGGCAAUCUUAGAAAUGAAAGAAGAAAGUGUGGCUGACAAAGUUCAUGUGCCUGCUGAUACAACGUAUGACAGAAUAUUGUCUACAGAGGUAACAACAGAAAAAGAUGCUGUUUCUUUCUUGAUGGAGGAGAAGAUUCUUAGUGUUGUUCCUGAAAUGGCUGAGAUAGAAGCUCCAGUAAAACCAGAUUACAAUGCUAUAAAGCAUGAUUUGGAGGUGGCUGCAAGGAGAGCCGACCAAGAAUAUCAGAGUCAGUUAGAAAGUAAGAUCAGUGAAGGUUCUCUCCCUUCAGGGAAGGACAAAGCCCCUGUUAAAAGAGCAGGGCCUGAACCCAAAGAAACUCAACAGAAAGAUCAGACCAUCUUGUCCAGAGAAGCAAAGGAUGCAGAUGUACUUUCCAAGACUGAGCCUAGUUACGUGAAGGACAGCACCAAACUGUCUGAAACAGAAAUUAAGGAAAAAGUAGCUAAGCCCGAUCUUGUACAUCAAGAGGCAGUUGAUAAAGAGGAAUCUUAUGAAUCUAGUGGAGAGCAUGAUCAAGCCCAGGAAGGUUUGAACGGAGAACCCUUAAAACAAGAGGAUAUCAAAGGAGAACCUCCAAAACCUACUGUGUCUGGGGAAGAGGUGCCUGCACAGUUGCCAGCAAAGGAGCCUUCUCUGGAGCUCCUCCUUCCAAAAACUGAGCCUCCCCAAGAAGAGCCUGCUGAGAUUCAGAUGGAGACCAUACCACAGCCUACAGAGGAAAUUGAAAAGAUUCCUGAUACAGCUGUGAAACCUACAGAAAUCCAAACACUGCUGCCAUCCGAAGUGACAGCUGGGGCUGCAAGAAGGGAAGAACAUGAGGAAGAAGAGGUAGAAGGGGGACAAGAAGAAAAAGAAGAGGAUAAACAGCAUCUUAUACCAGAAAUGCCCCAAGAAAUGGACCUUGGGAAACCUACCAGUGAAGAAAUGCUAGCCAAGGUUUGCCCAGAAGCACUACCUGAACUCAAAGGCAUUAUUGAAUCCGUGGUGACAGUAGAGGAUGACUUUAUCACAGUGGUGCAGACAACCGUUGAUGAGGGUGAAUCUGCGUCUCACAGUGUACGCUUCGCUGCUACCCAGCAGGAAGACAUCGAAACUGUGGACUCCCAGGCUGAAGAGGAGCUGGAGGUUGAGGAAGUGGCUGACAUUCAAGCUGAGCCCAAGGAGGGCUCCCCAGAAGCUCCUGCUUCACCCGAGAGAGAAGAAAUCUUGCUCACUGACUACAAAACAGAGACGGGUGAUGAUUACAAAGAUGAAACAACAAUCGACGACUCCAUCAUGGACACAGACAGUCUCUGGGCAGAUACUCAAGAUGAUGAUAGGAGCAUCAUGACUGAACAGUUAGAGACUGUUCCUAAAGAGGAGAAGGCAGACAGAGAAUUGCGAAGACCAUCUCUUGAUAAGCAUAAAAAAGAAAAACCUUUUAAAACUGGGCGAGGCAGGAUUUCUACUCCUGAAAGGAAAAUAGCUAAAAAGGAACCUAGCACACUCUCCAGAGAUGAAGUGAGAAGGAAAAAAGCAGUGUAUAAGAAAGCUGAACUUGCUAAAAAAACUGAAGUUCAGGCCCACUCUCCCUCCAGGAAAAUCAUUUUAAAACCUGCUAUCAAAUAUACUAGACCAACUCAUCUCUCCUGUGUUAAACGGAAGCAGACAGCAGGUGGUGAAACAAACCAGGCUCCUGGUGUAUUUAAACAAGCAAAGGAAAAACUCUCAGAUGGAGUAAGCAAGAGUCCUGAAAAACGUUCCUCUUUACCAAGACCUUCCUCUAUCCUUCCUCCUCGAAGAGCUGUAUCAGGAGACCGAGACAGAGAGGAGAACUCUCUCUCCCUCACAACAUCCCUUUCCUCUUCAGUACGACGGACCACACGAUCAGAACCAAUUCGUAGCAGAACAGGAAAAAGCGGAACUUCUACCCCCACUACUCCUGGCUCCACUGCCAUCACUCCAGGGACACCACCGAGCUAUUCCUCCCGUACGCCGGGCACUCCAGGGACACCCAGCUACUCCAGAACCCCACACACUCCUGGGACCCCCAAAUCUGCCAUACUGGUACCAACUGAGAAAAAAGUUGCCAUAAUUCGCACUCCUCCUAAAUCUCCAGCCACUCCAAAGCAGCUGCGGGUUAUUAAUCAGCCUCUACCUGACCUCAAGAAUGUCAGGUCCAAAAUUGGAUCAACAGAUAACAUCAAAUACCAGCCUAAGGGAGGGCAGGUUAGGAUUUUAAACAAGAAGAUCGAUUUUAGCGAUAUUCAGUCCCGGUGUGGUUCCAGAGAUAACAUCAAACAUUCUGCGGGGGGAGGAAAUGUACAGAUCGUAACCAAGAAGAUUGACUUGAGUCAUGUGACUUCCAAGUGUGGCUCGCUCAAGAACAUCCAUCACAAGCCAGGAGGUGGGCGUGUGAAAAUUGAGAGCGUGAAACUGGAUUUCAAAGAGAAAGCUCAGGCUAAAGUUGGUUCACUUGAAAAUGCCCACCAUGUACCUGGCGGUGGUAAUGUCAAGAUUGACAGCCAGAAACUAAACUUCAGAGAGCACGCUAAAGCCCGUGUUGAUCACGGAGCUGAGAUCAUCACACAGUCACCAGGCAGGUCCAGCGUGGCUUCACCACGCAGACUCAGCAACGUCUCAUCCUCUGGAAGCAUCAACCUGCUUGAAUCGCCCCAGCUUGCUACCCUCGCUGAAGAUGUCACGGCAGCCCUUGCUAAGCAGGGCUUAUGAAUUUGCUCAUUUUGCAUUGUAUGAAGUAAUAAUAUUUAGGCAUGAGCUCUUGGCAGGAAUGGGCUCAGAGCAGGUGUUACAUUCAUUCUUUACCAUGUCUAAAACUAAGUCACAUCCCAAGACUUGUAGUUAUCAUACCGU